AUAGGUUUUUUAAGUACUGGUGACCAAGCUGCAAAAGGCAAUUAUGGAUUGCUUGACCAAAUCCAAGCUCUACGUUGGAUUGAAGAAAAUAUUGGAUCUUUCGGAGGAGACCCAAAAAGAGUUACUAUUUUUGGAUCUGGGGCAGGAGCUUCCUGUGUCAGUCUCCUGACACUCUCUCACUAUUCAGAAGGUUUGUUUCAAAAGGCAAUCAUACAGAGUGGAACAGCCCUGUCCAGCUGGGCAGUGAACUACCAGCCUGCCAAGUACACUCGGAUAUUGGCAGAUAAAGUGGGCUGUGACAUGCUGGAUACCACUGAUUUGGUUGAAUGUCUUCGGAAUAAGAAUUACAAAGAACUCAUUCAACAGACCAUCACUCCAGCCACGUACCACAUUGCCUUUGGGCCAGUGAUAGAUGGAGACGUGAUUCCAGAUGACCCCCAGAUUCUCAUGGAGCAAGGCGAAUUCCUUAACUAUGAUAUAAUGCUGGGUGUGAAUCAAGGAGAAGGUUUAAAAUUUGUGGACGGCAUUGUAGACAAUGAAGAUGGUGUUUCCCCAAAUGAUUUUGACUUUUCUGUCUCAAAUUUUGUGGACAAUCUGUAUGGUUAUCCAGAAGGGAAAGAUACACUGCGAGAGACCAUUAAAUUCAUGUACACUGACUGGGCAGACAAGGAAAACCCCGAAACAAGACGGAAGACCUUGGUUGCUCUUUUCACAGACCACCAGUGGGUUGCUCCGGCUGUUGCUACUGCUGACCUGCAUGCCCAGUAUGGAUCUCCAACAUAUUUCUAUGCAUUUUAUCAUCAUUGCCAAAGUGAAAUGAAACCCAGCUGGGCUGAUUCAGCUCAUGGUGAUGAAGUCCCUUAUGUAUUUGGGAUUCCUAUGAUCGGCCCCACAGAACUGUUCAACUGCAACUUCUCCAAGAAUGAUGUAAUGCUCAGUGCAGUAGUUAUGACAUACUGGACUAACUUUGCCAAAACUGGAGAUCCAAACCAGCCUGUUCCACAGGACACAAAGUUCAUCCACACAAAACCCAAUCGAUUUGAAGAAGUGGCCUGGUCCAAAUACAAUCCUAAAGACCAGCUUUAUCUUCAUAUCGGCCUGAAACCCCGAGUUCGUGAUCACUACCGAGCAACAAAAGUUGCUUUCUGGUUAGAGCUCGUACCUCAUCUUCACAACCUGAAUGAAAUAUUUCAAUACGUUUCCACAACGACUAAAGUACCCCCUCCUGACAUGACAUCAUUUCCUUACGUGACACGACGUUCUCCUGGUAAAUUAUGGCCAGCCACCAAACGCCCAGCAAUGACACCUGCCAACAAUCCCAAACAUUCAAAAGACACCCAUAAAACAGCUCCAGAGGAUACGACAGUUCUGAUAGAAAACAAACGAGAUUACUCCACGGAGCUGAGUGUCACUAUUGCCGUGGGGGCAUCUUUGCUGUUCCUCAAUAUCUUAGCUUUUGCUGCGUUAUAUUACAAGAAGGACAAGAGGCGUCAUGAGACUCACAGACGCCCUAGCCCCCAGCGGAACACAACCAACGAUAUUGCACACAUACAAAAUGAAGAGAUUAUGUCAUUGCAGAUGAAACAGCUAGAACAUGACCAUGAGUGUGAAUCUCUGCAGGCCCAUGACACACUGAGACUAACCUGUCCGCCUGACUACACGCUUACUUUGAGAAGAUCCCCAGAUGACAUCCCACUAAUGACACCCAACACCAUAACCAUGAUUCCAAAUACACUAACAGGAAUGCAGCCUUUGCAUACUUUCAACACCUUCAGUGGAGGACAAAACAGUACAAAUUUGCCUCAUGGACAUUCGACCACUAGAGUAUAGCUCAGCCCUUCCCCCUCAACCCUCACAAGCCACUUGGAAGAAAGAAA
This is a messenger RNA of Mesitornis unicolor (brown roatelo), 1877 nucleotides long. RefSeq names its product neuroligin-4, X-linked. The transcript has 3 exons. The record is from RefSeq and is a predicted model, not a curated record. Gene Ontology annotation, biological process: chemical synaptic transmission; synaptic vesicle endocytosis; modulation of chemical synaptic transmission. Lineage: Eukaryota; Metazoa; Chordata; Aves; Mesitornithiformes; Mesitornithidae. Gene Ontology annotation, cellular component: postsynaptic specialization membrane; synapse; cell surface. The annotation marks the transcript as partial. Gene Ontology annotation, molecular function: signaling receptor activity; neurexin family protein binding.